Molecule: messenger RNA, 264 nt
Organism: Eimeria mitis
Lineage: Eukaryota; Apicomplexa; Conoidasida; Eucoccidiorida; Eimeriidae
Exons: 1
Coding region: 1-264 (87 amino acids)
Source: RefSeq, a predicted model, not a curated record
AUGAAACAACAAAAGUAUAAUAUACACAAACAGAAAGAAGACAAACAAACAAAAUAUGAAACAAAAACACAACAGGCGCAACAGCAGCAGCAGCAGCAGCAGCAGCACGAUAAGCUGCAGCAACAACAGCAGCAACUGCAGCAGCAGCAGCAACUGCAGCAGCAGCAGCAACUGCAGCAGAAACCAGGCUGGCCUUUGUGGGCCUCCUCCUUUUGCAAGCAACAGCAGCAACAGCAGCAACAGUACCAGCAACAGCAGCAGUAA